CCAAAUAAGAAGCAGGACAGGUGAGGCAGACAGGAUCAUUCAGAGGAGUCAGACUGAACUUUUAAUAGAAACAACCAAGCUUAGAGGUGUAAGGAGAAAUUAUUGUUGCGAAGCUGCAGUUGCAGAUAAACACAGGCCUAACACUCAGUCAUAAAACAACAGGUGGAGUGUGAACAUCCUCCUAACAAACUUGGAGUGGACAAAGACUGGACCAAAUUUAAAUCUUCAGUUUAAGAACCAAGGCAUCCCUGCUUUGUCAGUUUGAGAUAGUUCAGUUGAAAGAUCAAUCUGAGGGGGAUUUUGAGAAACCUUUGGGAGUUUUUCAAUAGUGGAGGUUGAAGUGUCAGUGUCAGAAUGUGUUCAGGUGGCUUUGCCAAGUGUCUGGGGAUCAGCCUGAUGCCUCUGUCGAUCGUGUGUGUGCUGUGUAACAUCCUGCUCUUCUUCCCCGGGGGAAAGACUGUGGACUCUGGACAAAUCACAGACCAAGUCUGGUACUUUGGAGGCAUUCUGGGAUCUGGAGUGCUGAUGAUCUUCCCGGCUCUGGUUUUUCUGGGUCUGAAGAACAACGACUGCUGCGGUUGCUGUGGCAAUGAAAGCUGUGGGCGGAGAUUUGCGAUGCUGAGUUCCAUACUGUUUGCCGCUGUGGGUGUUGUGGGGGCUGGUUACUCAGUUAUAGUUUCUGCUGUGGCCAUAAACCAUGGACCCAAGUGUGUGACUAACAUCAAUGGCACUGACAAGGAGUGGGGCACUCCUUUCUCAAAUGGUGACUACCUGUCAAACAAAACUGCCUGGACGAUUGGAUGUUUAGAGCCGGACGGUGUGGUGUCCUGGCAUCUGUCUCUGUUCUCUGUGCUGCUGGUGAUGGGUUUGAUCCAGAUAGUGCUGUGUGCUGUGCAAGUGGUCAACGGCCUGCUGGGAUGUCUGUGUGGGGACUGCUGCGGAGGGAGUGACGGAGCCGUCUGAGCACUUCCUGCAGCUGUGAGAGUCUGCAGGCAGCCGUUUCCUGUAUUUAUUCUGAUGUCUGAGGGUAACAGUAGUUUCUCGCUUCAUGCUAUACAGCUAUAUGUUUUUGCAUAAGAGCUCAUUGAUUACAUUGUGUGUACUGUCUGACAACAAUGGUGAAAUGACAGAGCUCAAACCGAAAGGCUUUUUUAUUUACUCUCCUGUAAACACCAAUAGCAACAUCUUCUCAGGUUUAAAUCUUAAUGUGCAUUUUCAGCUCUGUAGUUUCCAACACUGUAGUUAAUGAUUUUCCUCCUGAUACAUACAGUAUGUAUCUGUUUUUACCCAUUUAGCCAAAUCAGUAAUGGAAGAUUCUGUUUUUGAUAUAUCAGUGAAAGGCGGAUGGUACCAAGAGACAGGAUAGGACCUUGUUAUUGCUUAUAUAUAAGCAAUAUUUUAUAUUUUCAUAUUUUCUUUGUCAAAGGGAGCAACCUGUUGGAAAAUACAUUCUAAGAGGUUCUUUUGAGCUAUUUCUAUUGCACUACAGCCCCCUGCUGGGCAUUUUGACGUCAUAAACACAAGUCCAAUGAGGGUUGAAAGGGUGUAAAGGGAGACCUUAACACCAUCAACAAAAUCUACAUUUUACAUUUUUUACAGGACAAAGGUUAUUAGAAUCAAAAGAUGAAAAAAAAAGAAAUGAAUCAAAACAAAAUGAUUUUAUUCUAAAUUGCUGUUGCACAUUAACACAAUUUGUUGUUAUUAAAGAUAAAUGUGGUGUGAUGUCUCUCCAUAAAACCUUGUUGCCUCAGUCACGGGUGUUAAAGAUUAUGUUGUUUGUAUCAAGUUGUGCCAAAAGAAAUUAUUUAAUACACCUUUAAGCAUGGAUGUAGUCUCUGUCUUUGGGCUUUUUUCCAAUUCUCCUUUGUACACAUUUACUCAUGUGGGCCUUCUCAUGAGGCAUUAACUUGUCUGGUGUGUUAUUA
This is a messenger RNA of Plectropomus leopardus (leopard coralgrouper), 1925 nucleotides long. RefSeq names its product transmembrane 4 L six family member 4 (gene tm4sf4). Gene Ontology annotation, cellular component: membrane. The record is from RefSeq and is a predicted model, not a curated record. NCBI's taxonomy places the organism in Eukaryota, Metazoa, Chordata, Actinopteri, Perciformes, Serranidae.